GUUGACGUUGGCGGGAGUGCUUUGUCCUCAGCAGAGCUUCUCAAACGCCGUAGGGCGCCGUUACUGCUGUUGUCAGAACGUGCGGCCCCCUCGGUGGGUGAGAACCUCUGUGACUCCGAAGUGCUUGGUUGGAGACAGGCAGGUGCGCUUACUCGUGCCGCUCCCAGAGAGGGCUUCAACCCUAGCGCGGCUCCUCUUUACCGUAUCGCACGCUGCUGCUCCCUUUCUGAGAGGACCUUGCCUUUUUGUCUUUUUUUCAAUUUAAGAGGCAGGCAGAGAUCCAGAACAGGGCGUGCGUGUCCUGGUUCACUCCCCAGAUGCCCCCAAUGGCUAGGAGCUGGCUGAAGCCAGGAGCCGGAAACUCAAUCUGGACCCGGAACCCAUGGUCUUGACCGUCACUGCUGCUUCCCAUGGUCUGCCUUGGCGGGAAGUUGGAGUCAAAGCAGAGCCAGGCGUGAACCCAGCCUGAGCGAGAGCUUUUUCAUGGUGAAAGGAGCAGCCCUCUUCUUGCAACAGGGGAGCAGUGCCCAAGGCCAGCGGAGUCUUCAGCACCCCCACAAGCAUGCAGGUGACCUGCCCCAGCAUCUGCAAGUAAUGAUCAACCUCCUGCGCUGUGAAGACAGAAUCAAGCUGGCCGUGCGCCUGGAGAGUGCCUGGGCGGACCGCGUGCGGUACAUGGUGGUGGUGUACAGCAGCGGGCGCCAGGACACCGAGGAGAACAUCCUGCUGGGAGUGGACUUCUCCAGCAAGGAGAGCAAAAGCUGCACCAUUGGGAUGGUUCUACGACUGUGGAGCGACACGAAAAUCCACCUGGAUGGAGACGGAGGGUUCAGCGUGAGCACCGCUGGGAGGAUGCACAUCUUCAAGCCCGUGUCCGUACAGGCCAUGUGGUCUGCCCUGCAGGUCCUUCACAAGGCCUGCGAAGUGGCUCGGAGACACAACUACUUCCCCGGGGGCGUGGCCCUCAUCUGGGCCACCUACUACGAGAGCUGCAUCGGCUCGGAGCAGAGCUGCAUCAACGAGUGGAAUGCCAUGCAGGACCUGGAGUCCACCCGGCCCGACUCCCCAGCCCUGUUCGUGGACAAGCCAACUGAAGGGGAACGGACUGAGCGCCUCAUCAAAGCCAAGCUCCGAAGCAUCAUGAUGAGCCAGGAUCUGGAGAACGUGACCUCCAAGGAGAUCCGGACCGAGUUAGAGAAGCAGAUGAACUGUAACUUGAAAGAAUUCAAGGAAUUCAUAGACAACGAGAUGCUGCUCAUCUUGGGGCAGAUGGACAAGCCCUCCCUUAUCUUCGACCAUCUUUAUCUCGGCUCAGAAUGGAAUGCAUCCAACCUGGAGGAACUGCAGGGCUCAGGGGUUGACUACAUCUUAAAUGUCACCAGAGAAAUAGAUAACUUCUUCCCCGGCUUAUUUGCCUAUCACAACAUCCGUGUCUAUGACGAGGAGACCACAGACCUGCUGGCCCACUGGAACGAAGCGUAUCACUUCAUAAACAAAGCCAAGAGGAACCACUCCAAGUGCCUGGUCCACUGCAAGAUGGGUGUCAGCCGCUCGGCGUCCACGGUCAUCGCCUACGCCAUGAAGGAGUUCGGCUGGCCCCUGGAGAAGGCGUACAACUACGUGAAGCAGAAGCGCAGCAUCACCCGGCCCAACGCGGGCUUCAUGAAGCAGCUGUCCGAGUACGAGGGCAUCCUGGACGCCAGCAAACAGCGGCACAACAAGCUGUGGCGCCCGCAGCCAGAGAGCAGCCUCCAGCAGCCUGCAGACGAGCCCGCGGGCCCCAGUGACUUCUUGCCAGAGGCCCUGGAUGACGCCACGGAAGCCCAGCUGCCCUGCGUGGGCGAUGCCACCCAGCCCGCGUUCGCCAGCAGCAGGCUCCCGGGAGGGCCCACGCUCCCUUGCUGCUUCCGGCGGCUCUCAGACCCCCUGCUACAUUCCCCGGAUGAGGAAGCGGACGGCUUGGUCCAGCUCGAGGAUCUAGAGAGGGAUGCGCUCCUGGAGGGUGCUGCGCAGCCGCCCGAGGCGCCCCGGCCGGCCAGACAGCCCCAGGAGAGCCCUGCCCCCUGUGAGAAGGACGUGAAGAAGAGGCUAGAGUUUGGGAGCCCCAAGACGCGGAGUGGCUCCCUCCCGCAGGUGGAGGAGAUGGACAGGGACGAGGGCCCAGGAGCUGGGAGGUGGGGCCACCCCCCAAGUCCGCUCAACCGGGAGAACCUAAAUAAUAACAACAGCAAGAGGAGCUGCCCGGAUGACUUCGAGCAUGACGCCAUAUUUGGGAUCCUGAACAAAGUGAAGCCACCCUAUAAAUCCUGUGCCAACUGCAUGUACCCCACGGCCAGCGGGGCUCCCGAGGCCUUCAGGGAGCCACAUGAGGACCCAAGCGCCGGCGCCAUCUGCACGCAGCCCGCCUUCCUGCCCCAUGUCACCUCUUCCCCUGUGACCCAUGCCACCGGCAGAUGCAAAACCCUGGAGAAGCCAGCCUCUGGCCCAGCUGAAACGUCCCCAGUCCUCCCAGCCACUGGCCCAAGGCGGCCGGACGGCAAUGGCCUUGGGGCCCGGGCCACCCCAGAGUUGCCAGUCAGCCUUUUGGAACCUUCCAGAGAGACCCUGAAGGUCCUUCCAAAGCUGCCCCUCCUCUUGAAGAAUCCUCACUGUGAUCAGAGCCCUGCCUGCACGGAAGGGGCGAGGGAAGAGCCGUCGCCCAAGAAAGACCCGAGGCCCACCAAGGACCUGCGGCUGCUUCUGUUCGGCGGCGACUCGGAGAGGCCACCGCCCACCAGCUACCUGAUGCAGCACCAGGAGUCCAUCAUCCAGCUGCAGAAGGCCGGCCUCGUCCGCAAGCACACCAGGGAGCUGGAGCGGCUCAAGGGCUCGCCGGCGGACGGCCUGGCCGGCAGGCUGGAGGCCAGCAUCCCCGAGGGGAGCCAGGAGCCGGCUGCGCCCCAUGCGCCAGACGGAGCCUUGCUGAGGAGCCCCCCGGCCUUCCUGGGCCGCCUGGACCACACCAGUAGCUUCUCGAAGGACUUCCUGAAGACCGUGUGCUACACGCCCACCUCGUCGGCCGUGAGCUCCAGCCUGACCCGCAGUUCCAGCAGCGACAGCAUCCACAGCGUCCGCGGGAAGCCGGGGCUGGUGAAGCAGCGCACGCAGGAGAUCGAGACGCGGCUCCGGCUGGCGGGCCUCACCGUCUCGUCGCCGCUGAAGCGCUCCCACUCGCUGGCCAAGCUCGGGAGCCUGGACUUUUCGACAGAAGACCUGUCCAGCGAGGCCGACAUAUCCGCUGCCGCCGCCGACUCUCAGGACGCCAAGCCCAGCAACUCUUCCUUCUUGCAUGAGCCCCAGGCCACGCCACGCAGCCCGGCCGCCACCUGCAAAGCAUCAGGGAAAUCUGCCCCCGAGGACUUGAGAAGCCCCUGCCGGGCGAGCAAGAGCUGACCCGCCCUGCGCUGCUCAGGGACGUCGGAGCCCACCUUUCCCAGGACCCUCCCUCGGUCCCCCUGAGGGUGUGGGCCAGCCUCUGACACCUUGAUUCGUCUUAAGCAAGUGCAGUCACCCCCACCUGGUCCCCUCUCUUGCCCGAGAGAGGAGCAGGAGAAACACCAACGGUUAACACGCAGCACAAGAAGAAAGGGCGCAAGCCGUCCCCAGCACACACACAACUCGGGUCCCCGGUCACGUGUCUGCAGGAAGAGUCACGUUUUUCAGAGUGUGCACAGACAUGCACACCCUUCCAGAAUAUUCCAUCUGCAGCAUGCAAAAGCAGGGUGGUGGCGCCCUCGGAGGAGGAAACUCUGGGAUGGCGACACCUGUCCUACCUCUGUUCUCGCUGUGCUCUGCUCCUGUGAAGUGGGGUCACCACCCAGCCUCCCUCCCGGGAGUCGUGCAGGGUCAGGAAGGGUCUCCCCAGGAAGGACUUCCUGUUAUUGGGGACCCUAGAGAUGUCAAGACUUCAGGCCGUGUGCACGCAGCCCCGGCGGGCAGAGUCGUCACGCGAAGGCUGCGCUUGAACCAGCCCUGUGCUGAGCGGCGGGCAGCCGUGCGCGAUGCGUGGCCCCUGUCCCUGGUGAUGUGUGUGUGGCGGGAGAUAGGUGGGAGGUUGUCAGUUGUUUCCGUCGCCCCCCAGUCUGAGGGGGGAGGACCCCACGGAGCAUGCUGAGCCCCCUCGCUGCUGCUGAACCACCUGUGGUUGGGAUUGGGAGACACACCAGGAUCCUGAAGGGGCCAGGGGGGCGUCCAAGAUGCCAGUGGUCCUGCUGGGAGCCCCAAGCUGAGCUUCCACGGGCCCCAUCUCCUCGUGUCGCGUGGGAAGAGGUCUCAGCAGUGAGGAGCUCUCCAUCCCCUCUCCGGGAGCCGCUCUGAGAGGGCCGAGGCCGUGAGGGCGUUAUAGAUGUUUACAGCUGCCUUUUCCUGUAGCGAGACCCCCGCUUCCUGCUUCCUGCAAGAUCCCCACUUCCUGCUUCCCGCCCCCCCCCCGCCCGGAGCCGUCCUGGCGGAGUCAGGAGGAGUCUGGAUGGAGCCUCAGCACCAGCACCGUGGCGGCCCCGUAGCCAUCAGGUGAGCGCCAUGCAGCCUCGGGCCCUGGGCUCGAAUCUAGGGGCUCACAUGGUGUCUGUGAGCCAGACCCCCCCAAAAAAAUUUGAAGGAGCAUGAUGGAAAGGCAGAGGUGGGGUUCAGGGUUCUACACGCCGCUCUGGACAGCCCCCGUGGGCUCAGUGGGUUUUACCUUCUUCAGGGGUUGGAAAAAGAACACAAUAUGCACGUGACAGGGCCCACAUGGCCUGCAAAAUCCCAGACACUUCCUCUGGGGCUCUGACAGUGGCCCCGCGGGGAUAAACUGGGCAAACCGGAAGCCGGCCCCGGCCUCUGGGACCCCUCAGGCCAGACGCUGGCCGCCUCCCAACUCCAGGCCUCGGCAGCCCGCGGCAGCUGGCCUCUCCCGUGCAGCCCAACUCCAGGCCUCGGCAGCCCGCGGCAGCUGGCCUCCCCCGUGCAGGAUGCAGUGUUGGGGGAGGGGGAGGAGCGGGGGGGGGGGUGACACUGUUGGCCGAGGCCUUUCCACGUGUGCCACAGUGACCCGUGAAGCCAGCGAGCCCUCCCGGGCCAACCAGACUCAGAGUGGGCUGGGGGACCCCCGUCUUUUCUUGAUCAGAAUGGGGGGCCCCCAAAGCAGCCAUCUGGAGAGCAGCCCAGAAAGGGUCUCGGGGCGCAAGGGUGGUUCCCCUGGCGGUUGCUGCGGGGCGGAACCCCUCCCUCCAGGAGCCCAGGAGCCCGUCUCGCUGGUGCGGUUGUUCCGCUCCGUGCAAACACACGUUACCGUAACUUGACGCGAGCCUGUCUCCGCCAGCGUCCGCUGACGCCGCCUCACAAGGUGAUUCUGCACCUGCCCCCAGCGCCCUGUGGGUCUCCCCCGCUCCUCCCAACAGAAGCAUUUUCUCAAAAACCCCACCAAGUUCCACGUGUCUUGCCAAAUUACGUGUGCUGUGGCCGAUCCGCUUUUGUGUCAAAACAAUCCCUUCCAUUUGGCGAUGGCACACUUCGAUGGUUGUGGUAACCGCCUAGGAGAGAGAGCCUUGGGGAAACUUGGCCUUUCGAAAGCCAUCAGUUUUCUUAACCCAGGUGAGGGGUGGGAGUGGGAUCACAAAUACACACAGGCCUCUGGCUCUGGGCAAACCUAACGUGUUCGUGGUCGGGAGCACGUCCAGGCUUAUCAACCAACAUCCGGGCAGCCCCAGCCCCAGCCCCGUCGGCAGGGCGCGAGGAAGCUCUCUAGACCUGGAGGCUGACACUGUAGCCAGGAGAAACCGUGAAGCUUCUCCUCGAAGACCAGAUCCGUGUUGCAGGCAAACUGGCAUUUUAAAUGUUAGACUAAGCAGGCCAGAGCGCGCCACCAGGACAGGGGAACGCUCACUCCAACAGGCGCUUUGUGUGCCGUCCUGGCUCCUGGGGCACAGGAGAGAGGUGAGCGGAGGAGGCAUUGGCUGGCGCCGUGCCGAGGUAGGAGGAAAGGCCCGUUUGUGAAUCAGCUCAGUCCCCUGGGCGUUCGGCCACACCUCAUCUUCCACCUGUCCUCAGCGCCUGUGGCCCUGCCCCAGGAUAGCUGGAACGUUCUGCGUCGUCUUGCCGGUUCUUGCCAGGCCACGGAGAGAGGAGGCUGCCCUCUGCACGGGGUUUGCCCCCUGCCUGUCUGAGAGCCACUUUGGGAUCUUCAGCAUUGUCCCCGGAUGCAUGAACAAGGGUCCCUCGCCUUGCCUUCCCUGCCUCUUUGCCACCAUACAGGGACCCCUGCCAACCUCUGGGCUGGCAGACAGCUCGCCACCAGGUGGCAGACAGCGCCGUGGAAGCCCUGCUCACGAGCCUUCCCGUCCCCCAGAUCAGCCCAGAGCACGCAACUGAGGUCUCAUUGAGCAGACCUUGCUGGCUGCCCCGCACCUCCGCACGCCCAUCUCAGGGCCCUUCCAGGAAGGUGGGUGGAUGCACGGCACCCCCAGGGACCGUUUCUCCCUGGGGGGAAUGAACGCCACAGCCCUCAGUCAAGAUCCUGCUGGUGGGUGACCUGGGCGCAGGCGCCCAAAGAGGGCCCCGCCUCCCCGCCCGCAGCGGGGACGCCUUUCACCCAGCCUGCUUGUUGGCUGGCAGCCCCUUCACCUCCGGCAGGAGAACCUGGUGACAUCUGGAUGCCCCUGGGCAGGUUCACCGAUGGCUCCUGGUCCCACUGCACCCUCCUUGAAAGCCCGCCUGUGCGAGGCCGCUCUGCUUGUCUGUGAGCAGACAGAGCCCGGAUCCAGUCGCCACUCUUCCAGUGCUGUUUCUUCCUUAUCCUCACGCAGGCUGCCUCACCCAGCCGCCCUUGACCUCUCUGGAGUGACACUGCCCAGCGCUGUCCUGGGUCACUGUUGUGCCGUCGCUGCCACAGCCCUGGCACGGGUCACUCACUCACACAGGAGUCUUUAUAACGCCCCGCCCCGUGCUUGCUGCAUGAUUGCUGCUCCCUCCGCUCCCCUGCACUGUCAUUGUUUUACAAUCGAGUGCCUUAAUACUAGUUUACAAAUACUGUGUAUUUGUGCGGAACCGUUGGACUCUCAUCUUUGUGAUCGGAUCCUUUGGUCGUGGCGGUGGUGGUUGGUUGUGUCCCCUGCUAUGCAGUUCCACGUUGUGUGUCCAUGACUUCUUCCACGAGGGGCCUCACGGGAGCAGCACCAGCAGGUCCUGCCAGCGGGUCCCCUGGUCACCACCGGCAAGGACCUGAGGUGGUUUGCUGGCUCUCAGCCCCAGCCCCAGCCCCAGCCCCAGCCCGCACUUGUCCUCUCAUUUAAUGCAGAUCUGUUACCUCCUGGGCCACCUGUUUCUCCUCUCUGUGAGUGUCUGAGCUCUUUGGCAACAACAUGUAGGUACCAGUCACCCCCACCCCCACUGUUCCCCAAAUCAGGGGCUGUGUGAGAUGGGCUGCUCCGUGCUGCCGGUGGGGUCCCGCGUGUUGCGUUAACGGUAUCAAUGAUUUUUUUUAUUCUAUUGUUUCUCUUCUUGUUUUUUAUAUUAUAUAUUUAAAAGGCAGUAUCUUUUGUACUGUGAAUUUGCAGUAGAAGAUGCAUUGUGCACUUUUUUUUUUUACUUCUGUUGGUGUGUAUUGUAUAUAGUCUGUGUGCUUCUUGUGAUAAAAAUAAACUUUUUUCUUUAUAAAUGCCUGA
Oryctolagus cuniculus (rabbit) is the source of this 7682-nucleotide messenger RNA. The record is from RefSeq and is a predicted model, not a curated record. Lineage: Eukaryota; Metazoa; Chordata; Mammalia; Lagomorpha; Leporidae.